AUGAGCGCACCUCAACAGAACGAAGCAGAAAAGAACAUCGAGAUUUGGAAGGUCAAGAAACUCAUCAAACGCCUCGAAGCCGCCAGAGGCAAUGGCACCUCCAUGAUCUCCCUCAUUAUCCCACCAAAGGAUCAGGUCUCUCGCGCUGCUAAAAUGUUGGCUGAAGAAUUCGGUACCGCCUCCAACAUCAAGUCUCGAGUCAAUCGUCUUUCCGUCCUUUCGGCCAUCACUUCCACCCAGCAGCGCCUGAAGCUGUAUUCCAAGGUCCCCCCAAAUGGCUUGGUGGUAUACUGCGGUGAAAUUAUCACCUCGGAGGGGAAAGAGAGAAAGAUCAACAUAGACUUUGAGCCUUUCAAGCCCAUCAACACCUCUCUCUACCUCUGCGACAACAAAUUUCACACCGAGGCCCUGAGCGAACUUCUCGAGUCUGACCAGAAGUUUGGCUUCAUCGUCAUGGAUGGCAACGGCGCCCUUUUUGGAACCUUGAGUGGCAACACCAGAGAAGUCGUUCACAAAUUCUCUGUUGAUCUUCCAAAGAAGCAUGGUCGAGGUGGUCAAUCUGCUCUUCGUUUCGCUCGUCUUAGAGAAGAAAAGCGUCAUAACUAUGUGCGAAAAGUUGCAGAGUUGGCCGUCCAGAACUUCAUCACAAACGACAAAGUCAACGUUGCCGGCCUCGUCCUUGCUGGAUCAGCAGAUUUCAAAAACGACUUGAAUCAGUCCGACAUGUUCGACGCACGUCUUCAAGCCAAGGUUAUCAAGGUGGUUGAUGUCUCUUACGGUGGUGAAAAUGGGUUCAACCAAGCUAUCGAUCUUGCGUCCGAGACCCUAGGCAAUGUCAAAUUCAUUCAAGAGAAGAAACUGAUCGGCAAAUACUUCGAGGAGAUCAGUCAAGACAGCGGCCGCGUCUGCUACGGUGUAGAAGACACCUUGAAAGCCCUGGAACUAGGCGCGGCCGAGACCUUGAUUGUCUACGAGAACCUCGACGUCACUCGCUGGGUUUUGAAGGCCUCGGAUGGCUCUGAGAGGAUCCUGCACACUACCAAGGCUCAAGAAGCCGACCGCGAACAGUUCAUGGACAAAGAUACUGGUCAAGAAAUGGAAGUUGUCGACCAAGGUUCGUUCCUUGAAUGGCUUGCCGAGAAGUACAAGGACUUUGGCGCCACCUUGGAGUUCGUUUCAGACCGCUCCAGCGAGGGUAAUCAAUUUGUGAAAGGAUUUGGUGGUAUUGGUGCCAUUUUGCGCUACAAGGUCAACUUUGAACAGUUGGUUGACGCUGACGACGAAGACGAAUUUUAUGAUGAUUGA
Cladophialophora psammophila CBS 110553 is the source of this 1305-nucleotide messenger RNA. Its product is annotated as eukaryotic peptide chain release factor subunit 1. Gene Ontology annotation, biological process: cytoplasmic translational termination. The record is from RefSeq and is a predicted model, not a curated record. Bases 1 to 1305 code for a protein of 434 amino acids. Lineage: Eukaryota; Fungi; Ascomycota; Eurotiomycetes; Chaetothyriales; Herpotrichiellaceae. The transcript has 2 exons. Gene Ontology annotation, molecular function: sequence-specific mRNA binding; translation release factor activity, codon specific. Gene Ontology annotation, cellular component: translation release factor complex; cytosol.